Messenger RNA from Aspergillus viridinutans, 672 nucleotides. RefSeq lists its product as uncharacterized. The transcript has 3 exons. Lineage: Eukaryota; Fungi; Ascomycota; Eurotiomycetes; Eurotiales; Aspergillaceae. Gene Ontology annotation, molecular function: ATP binding; protein kinase activity. The coding region runs from base 1 to 672 and encodes 223 amino acids. Gene Ontology annotation, biological process: protein phosphorylation. The record is from RefSeq and is a predicted model, not a curated record.
AUGUCGGAACUUGAUCUGAAGCCCUCGGAGGUUAUUUUCCUUGAAGUACUCAACCGGAGCAAAAAUACUGUUAUCUUCAAGGUGGCUAUUCAUGGGAAGAUAUGUGUUAUGAAAGUGUAUCAUGACAGAGGCAGAUCGGAUUGGGAUCCAGUUAACCGCGAGGUCAACCUUUUCCUUUGUGAAUCGAGCGCUUAUCGGCGGCUGAAAGAGAAGGGUUUCUGCGAGCGAGGCGUCGUUCCUGAUUUCUAUGGUAUCAUCGCAAACAUACAGCCAACACUCUGGCCGCAUCUCUAUAUGUUUCUGGAUGAUAAGCUGCCUCCGAACGCUAUCAUUAUCGAAUACAUUCCAAACAUGAAGCAAAUAGACCUCUCAAAUUUCUCAAGGCAACGGGUGGAAACCUUCCGCGAUAUUCUCUUUCAAAUGCAUCAGGCGAAAAUCCUUCACGGUGAUCCUAAACCAAGGAAUAUGAUGAUCGCCAAAAAUAGGGUCCUUUGGAUUGAUUUUGACUCUGCACAGACGUUCUUGGAGGACCAGGCGCUUACAUCAAUCCAAGACAAAUGGUUCAAGGAAGAGGUCGAACUGAUGGAAUACUUUGUGGAAGCUUUGACCCAAGAUUUUGCCGAAGGGAAGAUAAACCACACAUACUCUUACUAUUAUGAUUGGUUUGUUUAG